AUGGAUGCCCAGUUAGGAGAAAUUAAUAGCGGUACAUACAUUCUUACAAUGAAGAUGGAAGAUGGAAACAAAAAUCAGUUGACUUGCAUCAACUUUGAUUUCAGCAUUGGGUUUUUUGUGUCUGACGCUAUUGUGUCCAUGGGUAGGAAGAAGUUCAGUGCAGAUUUCCAGCUGAUGUUCAGACUUCUCAAGCUGUUCCUGUUUAUUGGAUCUGUGGUCACUGUUGUCACUUUAUUUUUUGUUGUUUAUCAUUCAGGUGAAGCAAUCUCUGGAGGAAAAUUGGUGAUUGAUGUUGCAUAUUUUGGAUUCCACAUCUACAGUGAGACUGAUGAACUCUGCGGGAAGACAUCUUGCUCCAUUUCUGCUGGUGAUUUUUUAAUUUCUCACUCUCAGGAUUUACCUGGGUUCACUCCACCGGGUACAUACACUCUUACAAUGAAGAUGGAAGAUGGAAACAAAAAUCAGUUGACUUGCAUCAACUUUGAUUUCAGCAUUGGGUUUUUUGUGUCUGACGCUGUAGCUGCGCUUUGAAGAUUGGUUUCAUCAGCCACCGCUUGUAGCGUAUAAUCAAUGUAUAUGAUGAAAUUCUUUUAUCUACUGUUUCAGACCUUACAUCUAUUUCUACCUUUCCAGUGUCAUGUGAUGUUGAUUAUGACUAUUAAAAAUCAAUCAUAUCUGUACAUUUGAUCCA
Molecule: messenger RNA, 691 nt
Organism: Camellia sinensis
Lineage: Eukaryota; Viridiplantae; Streptophyta; Magnoliopsida; Ericales; Theaceae
Source: RefSeq, a predicted model, not a curated record